Molecule: messenger RNA, 309 nt
Organism: Penicillium canariense
Lineage: Eukaryota; Fungi; Ascomycota; Eurotiomycetes; Eurotiales; Aspergillaceae
Exons: 1
Coding region: 1-309 (102 amino acids)
Source: RefSeq, a predicted model, not a curated record
AUGGCCGAGAAGGUCGCAACUGAGCGCUUCAUGAGGGAAGCGGGCUUUGGACUUAGCCUCGCUAAUCAACGGCAGUGCCGUCUUUUCUGGAAGAGACUGUUCGAAAUGCGGAACCCAGGUGUCGACAAGAUCCUUUUAUACCGCACAAAGGAGUUCGAUCGCUUCUGCAAAAACCGUUCCUCGGAAGAUGGGGCUUCUUUGGUAGAGAUGGUUCGGCUCUGGGAGGAAAGAUAUGGCUUCCAUAUUAAACAAUUGGAAGAGCGGGUAGCUGAGGAGAGCAGGGCGAUUCGACAGGAAGUCUAUGGCUGA